AUGAAAGAGAAAAAGAAUUCAUUACAAAUGAUAUUUAAUCAUUCCUAUCUUAGAAGAUUGAUAUUCAAUCAUGUUAGUUCUAUUCACAAACAAUUAGAGAUUACAACUGUUAAAGUAUCAUCACUUUAUACUCUGAUUGAUUAUAUUCGAUAUGGUUUGAAUGAUAUAUUCUUUAAACAUAUAGAUCAACUUUGGAGUUUAAUGUUUGAAUCAUCUGAUGGUAUUUAUAGAAAUAAUGAUAAAAUAAUAAGAAUUAUUUCAUCAACUAUCUAUUAUUCAAAUGAUAGAGUAUUAGAAUACCUUUUGAAUAGAAUUAAAAAAGAGAUUGGACCAUUUCAAACAAUGGUUACUGUCAAUUUCAAAGAAUCAAAAGAGGAUGAAGAGAAACGUUCAAGAUGGGAUUGGUUCGGAUACGUCGAGUGUUUACCAAAAGGGAUAUUUGAUUUAUUGGUAGAUGAUAAUGUAUUUAUAGAAUCUAAAGUGUUGUUGCAUAGAAUGGUACAAACUGCAAUCAUGGUCGUUGGAGAUGUAAAUAUCAUUCAAAACCUAUUUAAAAGAUACCAUCUUUUAAACAUUCAAUCAUUGUUUUUACAACAACAAGAAAAAGACAAUCAACAACAGUCUCUUCUAGACAAAAUGUUUGAUGAAAAGAAUGAUCUAGAAUUGAUAGAGAUUUGUCAACUUGUUAAAAGGUUAAAUCUAAAAGUAGAUGGUGUGGAAUCGGUCAUUUUACAAGCACUGAAACAAGACCGCUAUAAAGUCAUUCAAUUCAUGGACCGUUUUUGUAAAUAUUCUUAUCGAGAGGUACUCGUAGAGAACGCGGCUAUCAGAGAGAAUGCUAGAAAGAGUGAAAUCUAUACUCGUCAUUCAAAUGGACAAAGCUACCAAUUAAUGGACAAGAUCAAAAAGAAUGGUACAGACCUUGAUUUUAUUCAAUAUGUUUAUCAGAGAAAAAACAACCACAAUGACUAUCUCAUAUUUCAACUAGAAAGAUGGGUCAUUUCAAAAGCAUUGGUCAAUGGUGAAGAGGAUGUUAUCAAAUUUGCACUAAACAACAAUCAAAGGAAAAAGAAUGAUAUAUUUGAUCAAAUACUUGAUCUUUAUAUACAUCCAGUAUUUUGUUCGCGUCACUAUAUUGAUAUUUUUUCAAAUCUAAAAGUUGCUUCACCACAAAUUAUUAGAUCAACACUCUUGCACGCUCCAAAAGGUAGAAAACUAGAUGAACUAGAAUAUCUUUUAACAACUCAAAUGGCCAACAAACUUUUUAUUGAUUUGGCAGAUUCAAUUGCAGCAAUCAUUGAAUUGGGUGAUGAUAUGACAUCCCAUAUGAUCAGUCGAUUCGAAGAUUAUGUAUUUCAAAAUCCAAUAGUAUUUCAAACUCGAAUGGAUUCAAUUAAAAAGUAUACCUGUCAAGAGUAUCCACAAAGACAAAGAUUUAUAUUGGAAUUGGAAAGGAUACUCAAAACACCACACUUGCCUAAUAUUGGUGAUGAAGAUUUUGGUGACUGGAUUCUCCCACCGUCACUUGUGCUUUGUCUUUCAAGAAUGGCUCAAUAUCAAACUCAAACCUAUUUUUUCCUUUGUAGUGCUGCAAUGUCAAAUAACUUUGUCCUCUACAAACAAGCUUAUGACAUACUUUCAAUGGUUUAUCUCAAUCCCAAUGAUCAAUUGAUUGAAAUCCUUGCAAUGAUUAUCAAUGCUUGUCAUUAUGAAUUUGCAAAAGAAUUCUUAAAUUUCCAUUCAUUAUUAUUGGAAGAAACUUCAAUCAAUCAAUUUAAAAAUUCAAUCAAUACUUUUUUCAAAUUAUAUUUUAAAAUUAAAAAAGAAAAAGAAGAUUAUAGAUAUCAACAACUUGCUGAUGAUAUUUUAAAAGUAGUACCAGAAUAUAUUAGAUCUGAAAUAAUCUAUUAUGCAACUGAAUUGAAAGAUGAUCAAUUUAAUUCAAUUUGGAUUCAAUAUUCAAAUGAUUUGGAUUUAAAUGAAUGGUUAUCAAAUCCAUCAAAACAUUACAAACAAUUAAAAUAUGAUCAAAAUUUUUUUAAUCAUUUACAAAGAAUUUAUAGAUAUUUUAGACAAGAUCAAUUAGAUAAAUAUCAAUCAAUUAUAAAUAGAUUAAACGCGCCUCCAUUACAUUUAGAAUAUAUUGGAAUAUUAAAUCAAUGUUUAGAUAAAUAUUAUUUCAACUCUACAAACAACAACAAUUUCAACAAAGAUAAUAAUAAUAAUAAUAGUAUAGUUAAUAAUUAUACUUUAAAAGAAUAUAAUCAUUUUAUUGAUAAAGCAUUAGAAAUUGGUUUCAUCCCUAUUCAUUUUAAAAAAUAA
This is a messenger RNA of Cavenderia fasciculata, 2322 nucleotides long. RefSeq lists its product as uncharacterized. Lineage: Eukaryota; Evosea; Eumycetozoa; Acytosteliales; Cavenderiaceae. The record is from RefSeq and is a predicted model, not a curated record. The coding region runs from base 1 to 2322 and encodes 773 amino acids. The transcript has 2 exons.